ACUUCCAGCUGAAACAUGAAGCAGACUCUCAGCUUCUUAGAUCCAUUCAGGUCCAGAGUGAAACAGUCCAACCUUCAUCCAGCUUCCAGCCUUCACUGAUGCUGAAGCUGUUUCUGCUGGAGAUCCACAUGAAGAGUGACUCGGCUUCACAUGUUGUCAUCCUGGAUUUACACUCACAUCUCCAUCUGUCUCACUCCAGAUGUUUCUCUGUUCCAGCUGCUGGAGGACAACAUGGUGGCUUUCAUGAAGGAGGAGCUGAAGAAGAUGAAGAAGCUCCUGAGUCCAGAUUACCCAGCAUGCUUUGGGAGUGAGAGAGAGGAUGAGGAUGAAGAGCAGAGGAGCAGCAGAGAGUCAUUAGUGAGGAUGACUCUGGACUUCCUGAGGAGGAUGAAGCAGGAGGAGCUGGCUGAGCGUCUGAGGAGCAGAACUUCUGCUGCAAUCUGCCAACAGAAGCUGAAAUGUGGCCUGAAGAAAAGGUUCCAGUGUGUGUUUGAAGGAGUCUCUAAAGCAGGAGAGUCCACCUUCCUGAACCAGAUCUACACAGAGCUCCACAUCACAGAGGGAGGGGCUGCAGAGGUCAAUGAGGAACAUGAGGUCAGACAGAUUGAAGCAGCAUCCAGGACAGCAGACAGAGCAGAAACAAGCAUCAGACCUGGAGACAUCUUUAAAGCCUCACCUGGAAGAUCUCAACCAAUCAGAGCAGUGCUGACAAAGGGAGUGGCUGGCAUUGGGAAAACAGUCCUGACUCAGAAGUUCACUCUGGACUGGGCUGAAGACAAAGACAACCAGGACAUCCACUUCACAUUUCCAUUCACCUUCAGAGAGCUGAAUGUGCUGAAGGAGAAGAAGUUCAGCUUGGUGGGACUUGUUCAUCACUUCUUCACUGAAACCAAAGAAGCAGGAAUCUGCAGCUUUGAAGACUUCCAGGUGGUCUUCAUCUUGGACGGUCUGGAUGAGUGUCGACUCCCUCUGGACUUCCAGAACACUGAGUUCCUGACUGAAGUUACAGAGUCCACCUCAGUGGAUGUUCUGCUGACAAACCUCAUCAGGGGGAAACUGCUUCCCUCUGCUCGCCUCUGGAUCACCACACGACCUGCAGCAGCCAAUCAGAUCCCUGCUGACUGUGUGGACAGGGUGACAGAGGUCCGAGGGUUCACCGACCCCCAGAAGGAGGAGUACUUCAGGAGGAGGUUCAGAGAGGAGGAGCAGGCCAGCAGGAUCAUCUCCCACAUCAAGACCUCCCGAAGCCUCCACAUCAUGUGCCACAUCCCGGUCUUCUGCUGGAUCACUGCUACAGUUCUGGAGAAGGUGUUGAAGAGCAGAGAGGGAGGAGAGCUGCCCAAGACCCUGACUCAGAUGUACAUCCACCACCUGGUGGUCCAGGCCAAAGUCAAGACGGUCAAGUAUGAUGGAGGAGCUGCCACAGAUCCACACUGGAGUCCAGAGAGCAGGGAGAUGAUGGAGUCUCUGGGAAAACUGGCUUUUGAGGAGCUGCAGAAAGGAAACCUGAUCUUCUAUGAACCCGACCUGACAGAGUGUGGCAUCGAUCUCAGAGCAGCCUCAGUGUACUCAGGAAUGUUGACCCAGAUCUUUAGAGAGGAGAGCGGCCUGUACCAGGACAAGGUGUUCUGCUUCAUCCAUCUGAGCCUUCAGGAGUUUCUGGCUGCUCUUCAUGUUCAUCAGACCUUCAUCAAGUCUGGAAUCAACCUGCUGGAAGAACAACAGAAAACCUCCUGGUGGUCAAAAGUGUUGAAGACAAAACCUACUCUCCACCUUCUCCAUCAGACAGCAGUGGACGAGGCCUUGAAGAGUCCAAAUGGACACCUGGACUUGUUCCUCCGCUUCCUCCUGGGUCUUUCACUGCCGACCAAUCAGAGUCUCCUUCGAGGUCUGCUGACACAGACAGGAAGUAGCUCACAGACCAAUCAGGAAACAGUGAAGUACAUCAAGAAGAAGCUGAGUGAGAGUCUGUCUGCAGAGAGAAGCAUCAAUCUGCUCCACUGUCUGAAUGAACUGAAUGAUGGUUCCCUGGUGGAGGAGAUCCAACAGUCCCUGAGAUCAGGAGGUCUGUCCACAGAGGAACUGUCUCCUGCUCAGUGGUCAGCUCUGGUCUUCAUCUUACUGUCAUCAGAAGAAGAUCUGAAGGAGUUUGACCUGAAGAAAUACUCUGCUUCAGAGGAGGCUCUUCUGAAGCUGCUGCCAGUGGUCAAAGCCUCCAACAAAGCUCUGUUGAGCAGCUGUGGUCUGUCAGAGAGAAGCUGUGGAGCUCUGUCCUCAGUUCUCAGCUCUCAGUCCUCCAGUCUGACACAUCUGGACCUGAGUAACAACCAGCUGCAGGAUUCAGGAGUGAAGCUACUGUCUUCUGGACUGGAGAGUCCUCACUGUAAACUGGAAGCUCUCAGGUUGAGCAGCUGUGGUCUGUCAGAGAGAAGCUGUGGAGCUCUGUCCUCAGUUCUCAGCUCUCAGUCCUCCAGUCUGACACAUCUGGACCUGAGUAACAACGAGCUGCAGGACUCAGGAGUGAAGCUACUGUCUUCUGGACUGGAGAGUCCUCACUGUAAACUGGAAGCUCUCAGGUCUGCUGUCCUGAAUGUUGGACGUCUCCCUGCUUCAACUCACCUACAUCUCAUGAUGUUGUCUUCACCAAGCUUCUCUAGAGGCCCAGUAUUCACAGCCCGUCACUCUGGAUAGUAACAGUGUAACUUCAACAUUCUCCAAUGGCGAUUGGAAAAAGGUAAAUCAGAAGAGGCAGGUCUUCUUUAAAUGAACCUGUUGGGGUUUACGAUUGGUAAUUUGGAAUAAAUUAGUAAAGUAUUGAUUACCGGGAGUAAUUGAUUACUGUAAGUAAAUUAGUUACUUAUUAAUUUGAGUAAAGUUUGAUUUACCAGUUAAUAAUUGCAGGCCAUUAACAGUGAAUCACCACCAACAAUCAAUUACGGUGUGAUAAGCCAACCCUCCUCAUUUGCCACACUUUUGUCUGUGUUAGGCUUCCGUAACGCACGACACGAACUGUUAUUCUGAUCGCGCACAUCGAGCACGGCGGAGAGCCUGUCUUCCUUCUGAUAGUCAGUGAUUUGUAUGGCCUGCAGAAAAAUCAUGUACUACAGAACAACCGUUCUGGCUGCGUUCCGUCAACGGAGCGGAAUCACGGCAGCACCGUCUGCGGUGCCUCUGCAGUCCGCUGGACGAGGUUGCCAGAUCUGUCGCUGCCCCCUGUAAACAAUAUGAAACCCAUUUAAGUCAAUAGAAAGCCGCCCAAACCCCCAUCUUGGUUGAAAAUGCACGUUAGAACCGUAUUUGUAUAAUAAAAAAAAACAUUUCAUAAACACAUAAUCAUUUCUUCAACCCGUCCGACGUGUUCAAAAAAGAAGAAGCUUCAUUUGGCAGAA
Salarias fasciatus (jewelled blenny) is the source of this 3389-nucleotide messenger RNA. RefSeq names its product NLR family CARD domain-containing protein 3-like. Gene Ontology annotation, molecular function: protein binding. The record is from RefSeq and is a predicted model, not a curated record. The transcript has 5 exons. The coding region runs from base 151 to 2691 and encodes 846 amino acids. Lineage: Eukaryota; Metazoa; Chordata; Actinopteri; Blenniiformes; Blenniidae.